AUGGACUUCAAUCCCCGAUUUGGUGAUGUGCGGCGGAUGAGUGAGCAGGCCGUGCUGGACCAUAUUAACGAUCGCACUGAAUCCCGAAAGUAUCCUGCACAGAAGCUCAGACGGCUGGAAAGCCUUUUAGAGGUUCCUGAUCAUGUCCUCGCUUGCCAGGCUCUUUUCCAAGGGUUUAUCUUCCCCGAAAAGGACGGAUUCAGCGUGACAUGCUAUUUGGCCCGCGAUUCCAAACCCUUCUACGGAGUCAUGGUAGCCAAGACGAUUCCAAAAGGAAAAGACGAGUGCAUCAUGAUGAUUGCUCCAAGCGAUAGACACAUGCCUGAGUGGCUAACAGAGGUGCAGUUCUUGCCUGAAGGGAAGUAUAAAGAUUUGGGUAUUGAGACCAGGUGUGGCGCCGUCUUGAGCGAGCACGGGCUCCUCCAGCUCUUCUUCUGCCGGAGAGAGGCUGUAGAGUGCACCUCUGAUAGCAGCAGCGACAGGUAUAGCACGACUACCUCGUACAAGCUGUCCACGUCCGCCGACCUUCAGGCGCUCGUGCAGGAGCUGCGGCCAUUGCGACGAUUCUGGCGCCUUCACGCCGAGCAGUGCGCUGCUUGGAACAAGGUUGAACACAAGCACUUCCCCUCAUCCCCUACUGACACUCCCAAGCAGAAGAGGAGAGCUAGUCAGGCUAAAGUCAAAUGGUGGGAUACGCGUGGCCGGAAAGCCGUAACAGCCGGGAUGGCCGCUCCGUAUGUGCCGCUUGUCGCCCCCAUAGAAACCCACCACUCCGCCCUGCUGGCUUGGUUCGUGCGUCUUGGGGCCUUGUUUCCUGCCUCCCACGGCUUUGUCUACUCCUUCUUUCAGUACAGCGUUGGCGAAGACCAGCCAGACGAGAAGGCAAGAACGAGAUACAAGUGUGUUCGGAUCGGCAGAAAGCAGGAGAAUGGCCGCGUGGCUGCCGUGAUGACCGCGAUUCUGAUGUCCAGGUGCUACUACACCCAGAAAAUGAGGCCUCUCGACCUCAUUACGCAGCAGCAGGUCUGGUGCACCGAGGCCGAGGUGCUGUGUCAGACCGGUCGGCCAGCUUACCUCGCCACCAUCGAGCCUGCUUCGGGGGAGCUCACGGUUUAUGAGAUCCCGGACCCGCUGGGCCCUUUUAUCCCUGUUGAGCGGCGCUUCCUGACGUCCUGCAACACAAGCAGCUCGUCGGAGCGGCUGCAUACACGCCUCUAUCUCAAGGAAAUCUUCAAGAAGAUCACCAGAGAUCGAGUUCGUUUUGUGGAGCCGGAGGUUGAGCCAGUUGGGAAGAGAGAACGCUACGCCGCGAAGCUCAAGUCGCUGGUGACGCUUUCAUAG
Messenger RNA from Aspergillus japonicus CBS 114.51, 1341 nucleotides. RefSeq lists its product as uncharacterized. The transcript has a single exon. Lineage: Eukaryota; Fungi; Ascomycota; Eurotiomycetes; Eurotiales; Aspergillaceae. Bases 1 to 1341 code for a protein of 446 amino acids. The record is from RefSeq and is a predicted model, not a curated record.